Oryzias latipes (Japanese medaka) is the source of this 758-nucleotide messenger RNA. RefSeq names its product transmembrane protein 14A (gene tmem14a). Gene Ontology annotation, cellular component: mitochondrial membrane. NCBI's taxonomy places the organism in Eukaryota, Metazoa, Chordata, Actinopteri, Beloniformes, Adrianichthyidae. Gene Ontology annotation, biological process: regulation of heme biosynthetic process. The record is from RefSeq and is a predicted model, not a curated record.
CGCGUAAAAGUGGUUUGGCAUGAAAACGGAACUGAAACGGACAGACAGAAGUGUUCCUCCGCUGUCAUCUUGGUUAGUCCUGGUUGCUGGAUCGUAAUUCGUAUUUCAAAAAGCAGGGCAACGUUUAAGCGAUCUUCAUUUGGACAAUGGACUGGAUUGGAUUUAGCUAUGCUGCCACCAUCAUUUUGGGAGGGUACAUGGGGUAUAAGAGAAAAGGCAGCGUUAUGUCCAUGAUGGCAGGCUUAGUCUUUGGUGCGUUUUCUGCUUAUGGUGCCUAUAAUAUCUCCAACAACCCAAAGGAUUUUCAGGUGUCGUUGCUUUCCUCUGGAGCCCUUGCAGCCGUCAUGGGAAUGAGAUACAAGAAAUCUGGGAAAUUAAUGCCUGCUGGUAUAAUGUCAGGGCUAAGUUUGCUAAUGGUAUUCCGCCUGCUGCUCCUGAUCAUGGCGUAAAACCACGGAUCAUCUAACGGGGUCAAAGAUCACGUAUUCUCAACGACCAAACCCUUCUUCUGUGGGAAACCUGAUUUUCCUGUCUGUUGUUCUCUACUCUUUAAGAUGGAUCUGUCAGUGUUUUAUGGCCGCAUUGUGGGUUUGUCAAAUGAGAUAAACUACUGCGGAGCAAAGCAUUAACCUUAUAAGGAAAGACGCCGUCUUUAGCAUCACAACUAAGAAACUGACACAUUUUCUUCUUUUUUUUUUAAAGCGGGUUUAAAGGAACAACUUUUGUAAUUAGGAAAUAAACAUGAUAUUUUAAAGUCA